This is a messenger RNA of Lactuca sativa (garden lettuce), 933 nucleotides long. NCBI's taxonomy places the organism in Eukaryota, Viridiplantae, Streptophyta, Magnoliopsida, Asterales, Asteraceae. The record is from RefSeq and is a predicted model, not a curated record.
AGUGCCAAUUCAUCACCUUUUUCGAUUUUCCACACCCAAAUCCAGAUCAAUCCACAACUUCCAUUGCACAAUACACAACUCAAUAUACCUUUCCACCUCUGGAUUUAACAAUUUCUGCCAUUGAAAAAGUUUUGCCUUCAAAAAUGAUGGAAGCUUGCUUACAAAGUCAAUAUAGCCAAUUAGAAAGGUCAUAUAUAUAGCUGCCAACAACCUUCUCUUCAUCUAUUCUUUGUAGCCCUUAGGUCCAUUAAGUUUAGAUUGGUGACAAAGAUUCUUAGUCGCCAUGAAAGAGAAAAAAACAAGUUUUGUUGUUCUUCCUUUUUAUAUGGGAUGUUUGUCUCAGAUAACUACAUGUGAAAAGAAUUCCAGCCAAUCAAGGACGAAAGCAAUGGCGGAAUCGAACCAGGUUGCAACAAGCAUGGUGGUGGAGGGAGAAAGCAGUUCGUCAAUGGUGAAACUCAAGAGAUCUUGGAGUUAUGUGGCUCCAAGAAGAUCUAACAUCACCACGGUGAUGGAUAAGCUAGUCAAACUCACGUUCAGAAGCUUUGCUCGAGUAUUUGCAUACAAAGAUAUCGAGGACAUAAAGACUGAGACCGAGAUGGAAAUAGGGUUUCCAACGGAUGUAAAGCAUGUCACACACAUAGGCUAUGAUGGAUCAAUGACUACAAACCCCGAAAAAAUCUGGGAUCAUUUUCAAUUGCAACCACUUGAAACGCAUUCUUUUCCUUCACUUUCUUUAAAACAGUUAAUUGAGCCUACAAUGGCUAAUCGGGCAGAGGGCCCUACAACUUUAUAAUUGAAAUUUGAUACCAAUCAUAUCAAACUGAGAUUAAGAAAUAGGAGAGCGAAAAUGAUUUGGUUUUGUGGUGAAAUUUGUUGUUAUUUUUGGAUGUUUGGUUCUGAUCUUAGUGAGAUUGAUUGUUUUUUGAACAA